CAUUAAUUUCCAAAGAUGGAGAAAGCAGCAGAGGUAACGGAGCAGAAAAAGUUGGCAAACAAAUCAUCAUCAGAAGUCAAGAUCAAUCACGUAAUAUGGGACUGUGGGAGUUCGCUGUACGAUUCGUUUGAGUUGAAAGCGUUCGAGAAACAGCUGGAUUCAGCCAUAGCUUCAAGAACCCUUUCAAUGCCCCAUUUAUCAGGUCGCCGUCCUCCUCCUCCGCCGCCUCCGACCAAGAAACCCGCCUCGAAGAUUUCCCGCUCUCUCCACAGGCUGAUCCGGGCUGUUUUCCGGCCCAAAAGCAGUAGCAAUAUGAACAACGUCGACGCGGUUCUUGGAAGAGGGUUUUAUGACAGGUCGGGCCCGCUUUCCACGAUUCCAGAAAGCCCGGAAUUCGACGGGGUGUCGCCGGAAAUCAUGAGGUCUUUGGUCAGAAGAACCGCGUCGGAUAGGUUUACGGCUGCCGCUUCUAUUGGUGUAUCUUGUUCCUGAUGAUUAGGGCAUGUUUGGUUGCUUGUUUAGUUAUAUAUGUACAGGUGUC
Messenger RNA from Sesamum indicum (sesame), 541 nucleotides. Its product is annotated as Avr9/Cf-9 rapidly elicited protein. Lineage: Eukaryota; Viridiplantae; Streptophyta; Magnoliopsida; Lamiales; Pedaliaceae. The record is from RefSeq and is a predicted model, not a curated record.